Fragaria vesca subsp. vesca is the source of this 1539-nucleotide messenger RNA. RefSeq names its product dof zinc finger protein DOF4.6-like. Bases 52 to 933 code for a protein of 293 amino acids. The record is from RefSeq and is a predicted model, not a curated record. Gene Ontology annotation, molecular function: DNA-binding transcription factor activity; DNA binding. Gene Ontology annotation, biological process: regulation of DNA-templated transcription. NCBI's taxonomy places the organism in Eukaryota, Viridiplantae, Streptophyta, Magnoliopsida, Rosales, Rosaceae. The transcript is spliced from 2 exons.
CUGAAAGACUUUGAUAGCUUUUUCUCUCUUCCCUUUUCUCCUUCUUAAUCCAUGGACACAGCUCACUGGCCACAGGGGAUUGGAGUUAAAUCCAUGGGAGCUGAAGUUCCUGAUUCAAGGCCUAUCUUAGAAAGAAGAGGAAGACCCCAAAAGGAUCAAGCUUUGAAUUGUCCAAGGUGCAACUCAACAACCACUAAAUUCUGUUACUAUAACAAUUACAGUCUCUCUCAGCCAAGGUACUUCUGCAAGACUUGUAAAAGGUAUUGGACUGACGGUGGAUCUUUGAGAAAUGUUCCAGUGGGUGGAGGCUCUAGGAAGAACAAGAGAUCUUCAUCUUCCUCACCAUCAACUUCCAAUUCAUCAAAGAAGCUUGCUCAUCAUGAUCUGGUGAUGACCCAACAAAGCGCUGAUUCUCAAAACCCUAAGAUCCACCAAGGUCAAGAUCUCAACCUAGCAUACCCACCAACAUCGGAUCACGAGUAUGAUCAUCAUAGCAUCUUUAACCCUAGCUCUUCUAGAAUUAGUACUUUAUCCCCUCAUAAUCUCUCGGCUAUGGAGCUGCUCAAAAGUACCGGGAUCAAUGCAUCAAGGGGAUUAAUGAACUCUUUCAUGGCUCCCAUGUCUGUAGCAGAUUCGAAUACUAUUACGAUGUUCUCUACUGGUAAUAAUCAUGGGUUUCCAAAUUUGCAAGAGUUUAAGCCAAGUCUCAGUUUUUCUCUUGAUGGGUACGAGAGUGGCUAUGGAAGUCUUCAAGGUGUUGGUACUAGUCAUCAUCAUGCAAGGCUGUUGUUUCCUACUGAUCAGGAUUUGAAGCAGAUUCCAAGCACUACUACUGAAACUACUACUACAAGUACUGAGUUUGAGCAAAAUAGAGGGGAAGGAGAUCAUUCUGGUGUGUAUUGGAAUGGAAUGUUAGGUGGAGGAUCAUGGUAAAAGAGGAACACAAUGAUGAUCAAGAAGAUGGUAUUUUGGUUUUGAUUUUCACAUGGGUGGUGGGUUGGGUUUGGACUUCGGAGUUUGAUAAGUAAAAUAACAGAUUAAUAGGGUAUAUGGGAUUUCUUUCUUCCUCUGUUAUCGGUCUUUUUAGUAAAUUUUCCUUCGGCUCCUCUCUCUCUCUCUCUCUUUCCUCUCACCGCUUUUCUUUUGAUGAAGAAAUUUUCUUCUUUCUGAUUUUGUGUUGCUUUAAGCACCAGCUAGUCGACUCUCUACUGAUGAAGUGCGUACGUGGUUGAAGCUUAUUGUUUUUGGUUGGCUUCAAAUGUGAUCAAGAUCACGAGGAAUGCUCAACUGCUAAAUGCUGUAUGAAGAUUCAUGAGUACAAGAGGAGGCCAAGCAAGUCCCAUAUUCCUUUUUAGGGUUCCCUAAUGAUGAUCAAGCAGAGAGAAGCAAGAGAGAGUGGUAAUUAGUUAAGUUAUGUACACGAAUGACUCGUGAUAUGUUCAUUCUAGUUAGAUUUGUGGUUUGAUUGUGUAUUCGCUAGACUGAUGGAUUAUCUACUUGUUUGAGGCAAUUAAAUUAAAGAAUGGUCGACUUGAAAUG